CGCAAACAAGGGUCGUUCUUCAGGAGUUUAUGAUGGUCUGCUGACCGGAUGGAAAACUUUUCCCUGAGUUUUUUUUUUUUCUUCUUUCUGUCUGACAACUGGAGUUUGACUUCUUGGGUCUCUUUUAUUUGCGUCCAGACGCUUUAUUUUGGGUCGACGCGUUUUAUAGCGCAUAGCAAGUGAGGGAUGAAGUGAUCGAUUGAGUUUCUCUGGAGUUCGUAGCGUCUGAGUGAAGCUCAUCAUGGGGAACCGCGGGAUGGAGGAGUUGAUUCCUCUCAUUAACAAACUGCAGGACGCCUUCAGCUCCAUCGGCCAGAGCUGCAACCUCGAGCUGCCGCAGAUCGCGGUGGUGGGCGGCCAGAGCGCCGGGAAGAGCUCGGUGCUGGAAAACUUCGUGGGCAGGGACUUUCUGCCGAGAGGUUCCGGCAUUGUCACUCGCAGGCCUCUGAUUCUCCAACUAGUCAACAGUAAAGCAGAAUAUGCCGAGUUCCUGCACUGUAAGGGCCGUAAGUUUGUGGACUUUGACGAGGUCCGGCAGGAGAUCGAGGCCGAGACGGACAGACUCACUGGAUCUAAUAAGGGAAUCUCUCCGGUGCCCAUCAACCUGCGCGUUUACUCGCCCAACGUGUUGAAUCUGACGCUGAUCGAUCUGCCCGGCAUGACGAAGGUGGCGGUGGGAGACCAGCCGGUGGACAUCGAGUACCAGAUCCGAGAUAUGCUGCUGCAGUUCAUCUCCAAAGAGAACUGCCUGGUUCUGGCCGUCACACCUGCCAACACCGACCUCGCCAACUCCGACGCGCUGAAGAUCAGCAAAGAGGUGGAUCCUCAGGGUCUGCGCACCAUCGGUGUGAUCACCAAACUGGAUCUGAUGGAUGAAGGAACCGACGCCAGAGACAUCCUGGAGAACAAGCUGCUUCCUCUGCGCAGAGGUUAUAUCGGUGUGGUGAACCGCAGUCAGAAAGAUAUUGAUGGCAGGAAGGACAUCAAAGUCGCACUGGCUGCUGAGAGGAAGUUCUUCCUGUCCCAUCCGGCGUACAGACACAUGGCCGAGAGAAUGGGCACGCCGUACCUGCAGAAAACACUCAACCAGCAAUUGACGAAUCACAUCCGUGACACUCUGCCGGCGCUGCGCAGUAAACUUCAGUCUCAGCUGCUGUCGCUAGAGAAGGAGGUGGAGGAAUACAAGAACUUCAAACCGGACGAUCCAGCGCGCAAAACCAAAGCCCUGCUGCAGAUGGUGCAGCAGUUCGGCGUGGACUUCGAGAAGCGUAUCGAGGGCUCUGGCGAUCAGGUGGACACUCUCGAGCUCUCCGGCGGCGCGCGAAUCAACCGCAUCUUCCACGAGCGCUUCCCGUUUGAGCUCGUUAAGAUGGAGUUUGAUGAGAAGGAGUUGAGGAGGGAGAUCAGUUACGCCAUCAAGAACAUUCAUGGAGUCAGGACGGGGCUCUUCACCCCUGACAUGGCCUUCGAGGCCAUCGUGAAAAAGCAGCUGAUAAAGCUGAAGGAGCCGUGCCUCAAAUGCAUUGACCUGGUCAUCCAGGAGCUCAUCAACACGGUCAGGCAGUGCACGCUGAAGUUGAACUCGUAUCCUCAGCUGAGAGAAGAGACGGAACGAAUCGUUACCACCUACAUCAGGGAGAGAGAAAGCAAAACUAAAGACCAGGUGAUGCUGCUGAUCGACAUCGAGCUCUCCUACAUCAACACGAACCAUGAGGACUUCAUCGGUUUCGCCAAUGCCCAGCAGCGAAGCGCGGCCGUCACUAAGAAGAGAGCCAUGCCCAACCAGGUGAUCCGACGCGGUUGGCUCACCAUCAACAUCAGCAUAAUGAAGGGCGGAUCCAAGGACUACUGGUUCAUCCUGACUGCAGAGUCUCUGUCCUGGUACAAGGAUGAGGAGGAGAAAGAGAAGAAGUUCAUGCUGCCUCUGGAUAACCUGAAGCUCAGAGAUGUUGAGAAAGGCUUCAUGUCCACCAAACACACCUUCGGCAUCUUCAACACUGAGCAGAGGAAUGUGUAUAAAGACCUUCGGCAGAUCGAGCUGGCGUGCGAUUCUCAGGAGGAAGUGGACAGCUGGAAAGCCUCCUUCCUGCGGGCGGGAGUCUAUCCUGAGAAAGACCAGGUGGAGAACGAGGACGGCGUUACGGCCGACUCCCUCUCCAUGGAUCCUCAGCUGGAGCGGCAGGUGGAGACCAUCCGUAACCUGGUGGACUCCUACAUCGGCAUCGUCAACAAGAGCAUCCGAGACCUGAUGCCCAAGACCAUCAUGCACCUCAUGAUCAACAGCGCGAAGGAGUUCAUCUACUCGGAGCUGCUGGCGUAUCUGUACUCGUCGGGCGAUCAGAACAGUCUGAUGGAGGAGUCGGCCGAACAGGCGCAGCGGCGCGACGAGAUGCUCCGCAUGUACCACGCGCUCAAAGAGGCGCUGCACAUCAUCGGAGACAUCAGCACCUCCACCGUAUCCGUGCCCGUCCCGCCACCUGUGGACGACACCUGGAUCCACACCGACCCCAGUCCUCCAUCUCAGCGUAAACCAUCCGCGGGAACGGCUCCGCCCCCUGGCCGUCCUCCUGCCGUGCGAGGCCCCACCCCUGGUCCUCCUGGCCCGCCUCCUCUUAACCCCUCCCCUGCAUUUGGAGCUCCGCCCGUUCCAUCCAGGCCCGGCCCGCCUCCAGUCAACGCAAAUGCUUUUGGGAGUGGCGCGUUGGAACCACCCCCUCAGGUGCCGUCACGACCCGCCCGCGUGCCGCCCUCUCUGCCACCCGGCAUACCUAGCAGAAGGCCUCCAGCUGCUCCAAACCGGCCCACCAUAAUCAGACCGUCAGAACCGUCUCUGCUGGACUGAAGAGGUUUCGCAGCGCUGGAGACGAGCGGUAGCUUUCAGCACAGAGAACGCCAAAGAAAACUACAAUAAACACACACACUAACAUGCACACAAGUGUCGUAGUUCAAAAAAGGGCGUGGACUCACACUUUGAUUGACAGAUGACUUUUGAUACUCUUCAGUGCUUUUUUCCAAGUAAUAGUAAUAAUAACAGUACAUUUUAUGAUUCGUUUAUAUAAGCAGCUCCACAUAUGUAUUAUGUUUUCUAGAAAUUAUUUCAGGGGAUUUCAGACGUUGUGAAGUAGAUGCGCGAUAUAUACGUCAUGUAGUGAAGCACAGGUCCGUUCAUUUCACGCAGGCGUCAGUAAUCAGCGAGUAUAAUGUUUACAGACGACUCAACCUCGACUUAUGUUACAGUGAGCAGUCAGCGACUGACAACACUCAUCUUAACACUCCAGUUUAUAUGUUUUGUGUGUAUAAACACUUAAUUAAACGUUUCUGAUGAUGACCGCAGACACUGUUUUCACGUACAGUAUAGUCACAUGAUUUCUGGACAGUAUUUUUGAAUUUCUGUGGUCUAAAUGACACACUAACUACAGAACAACUCAAAAACCUUGUCUUAAUACAUACACAGAAUACUGUGUUCAUUAAAACAAUUUAGUUUGAUACAAUUAAACACGCGUCAUUCUGAACCUGUUGAAUUUCUUUAUAAAGUGGUUUAAGGUCAAGACUCACGCUUUCACUUCUGAAAACGAGUCUCAUUUAGCUUUGCUUCUCGAGUACAUUGAUUUGGUUUAAUGGAUGUUUAGAUUUUUUUAACUUGUUGGAGAAAUGAUUUUAUAUCGUUUAUGUCUGACAGGAGAUCUUCCUUUCAUCUGUUUUCAUUUAUUGUCUCUGUUGUUUCUUUUGUUUUUUUCAUGACAUUUCGCAAGGACUGCGAACAAAAGCAUACUCAACCAAAAUGUAAUGAUUAUUAUCAAUAAAAGGGCAAUUUGUUUA
Labeo rohita (rohu) is the source of this 3819-nucleotide messenger RNA. It is a transcript of the gene dnm2b, whose product is annotated as dynamin 2b. The record is from RefSeq and is a predicted model, not a curated record. Gene Ontology annotation, cellular component: cytoplasm; microtubule; membrane. Lineage: Eukaryota; Metazoa; Chordata; Actinopteri; Cypriniformes; Cyprinidae. Gene Ontology annotation, molecular function: microtubule binding; GTP binding; GTPase activity.